Lactuca saligna is the source of this 1040-nucleotide messenger RNA. Lineage: Eukaryota; Viridiplantae; Streptophyta; Magnoliopsida; Asterales; Asteraceae. The record is from the annotation of a GenBank genome assembly.
GUGGAAAAAAACGAAACUCUUGGGAGUUUUUGGAAAAAAUGAUCCAUCAUUUAUAAAAACUGAGGAAGCCAAUAUUGUUUUUUACCCUGCAGGAUUUUAGCCUGUUAGGCCGAACAAAUUAGGUUGAAGCCCAUCGAAGAGAAAUCCGGGUAUUCGAAUCCUAACUAUACAAGGUUGGGUUUUAUAUUCUUCUCAAUUUCUCUCGCUACAACCAUUUUGGUUACAAAUCUCAAACCCUAGGUGAAGGUAAGGUUUGAGAGAGAUUAACAAUGGUGGAGAAGACUAAAGGUAGGAAAGAAGAGGUAGUUACCAGGGAGUACACCAUCAACCUCCACAAGCGCCUCCAUGGAUGCACAUUCAAGAAGAAGGCUCCCAACGCCAUUAAAGAAAUCAGGAAGUUUACACAGAAAUCGAUGGGGACAACAGAUGUGAGAAUAGAUGUGAAGCUAAACAAGUACGUGUGGAGCAGAGGAAUCAGAAGCGUUCCAAGAAGAGUUAGAGUGCGUAUUGCACGCAAAAGGAAUGAUGAUGAAGAUGCCAAGGAAGAACUUUACUCUCUUGUCACUGUUGCAGAGAUCCCAGCUGAAGGGCUCAAGGGUCUAGGAACCAAGAUCAUUGAUGAUGAAGAUUGAUUAAUGGGAUUUCUUUUUUGAGUUUAAAAGCAGGAAUUGUUUUUUUGGAAAUGGUAUUUCAUUUGGAUUAUACAAACAUUUGUUGUUUUACUUGUGAUGGAUUUUAUAUACUGCCUGUUUGCUGUGUUUUUCUAAGGGGAAUACAGUGAAGUUCAAAGGAUUUUGAAUUUUGAUGUAUAUGGUUUUGAAUUUCCUUGUUUGUUGAUACAUUCAACUCAAGAUGUGAUGAUAGCCUAAAUCAUUCUAAAGAUAGCUUAAUUCAUUGGUAGGACAUGUUUGUUAGGGCGGCCACUAUCCGUUGAUCUCUCUUUGAUAGACUUCCUGAGAAUUUUCAGUUUGAUCACAUCUUUGAUAACUAUCUUUUUUUUUUCAACAUCUAUGUAACGAACUUUAUGGUGUUCACAUAAG